CAUAAUCGGAAGCGAGAGGGCGGGAGAAAGCAUAACCGGAAGGGAGAGGGCGGGAGCCGAGACUGUACCCGAUCGCAGCUAAACAUGGCGAGCGUACAGUCUACGAGAAUGUGGGGUACAGUUUUCUCCCUGUCGCUCCGAUCGAGACUGCACAUGCUGUGCUUGUGUGUGACCCUUGUAAUACAUUUGACGUUGCAACCCGUGUCGGCGAGUCAGCGGCCAAGCAGCCUGAAGGAGAUCACGGACGGGAACUGGGAGGACAUCCUGGCCGGGGAAUGGAUGAUUAAAUUCUUCGCCCCGUGGUGUCCGGCAUGCCAGCAGCUCCAGCCUGCGUGGAGUGAGUUUGCUGACUGGGGGGAGGACAUGGGGGUCAACAUAGCCAAGGUGGACGUGACUGAACAGCCGGGUUUGAGUGGGCGGUUCAUCAUAACAUCACUUCCUACAAUCUACCACUGUAAGGACGGUGUGUUCAGGAAGUACCAAGGUGCCCGCACGAAAAACGACUUCCUUGCAUUCGUUGACGAGCAAAAGUGGCAAGCCAUAGAGCCGGUGUCCUCGUGGUUUGGUCCAUCCUCCUUCCUGAUGAACUCGAUGUCUGCUUUGUUCAAGCUGUCCAUGUUUAUCCGGCGUUGUCAUAACUACAUGACGGACCAGCUGGGGAUUCCUGUGUGGGGCUCCUACAUCAUCUUCGGAUUGGCCACCCUGUUCUCCGGCCUGGCUCUCGGAUUGAUACUGGUGUUCAUCGCUGACUUUGUGUUCCCCUCGCGACGCUUCUCCUCGUCUGACUACUACCAGAAGAAGCAGAGCCUGCAGCAGGCCCGUCUGCUCCAGCAGCAGGAGGCCGACCACGAAGCCGACGGAGAGGAGGACGACGAUGAAGACGAGGACGAGGACGAGGAGGAAGAGGAGUUCGGCGAGCAGGACCAAGAUGAGGACUGGACCCGGAGGAGAGGCUCCCCGGAGGGCCGGCCCGAGACCGGGGCCCAGGGCUUCACGGAGGAGGCGGUGAGGAAGAGGAUCGUGGCUCAGCGACAGGACGAAGAGGAGGACACCUAGACGGCGUCGGCCCGUGGUCGAGAGCCGACCGGUGGCGCUUGGCGGCGGAGGCGGAGUUUGCGGUGGAAGAAAGGUCAGGUCCUGAGGCGACAGUGUUCCCAGCCAGAGUUCCACAGAUAGCCCCCUGAACAACGUGAGUGCUCCCUCCUCCCUCCCCUCCCCCCCCUUUGAGCCCUACGGACCCCUGGCUCCGCCUCCCGCCCAGGUCUCCCCUUCCCAGGGCUUCCCUCCCAGGCACCUGGUCUCUCUUUCGGAAACGAACCGCCAGCUGGACAAUUUAGCUGUUUGAGAUUUGAGUGUUUGCUAUGCAUCUUCUUUCUUUUCCUCCCUUCUUAUCGGCUUUUAUUUGCAAGUGUUAUUUUUCAGUUUUUUCAGCUGAGGCCUGAUUUUAACAUUGUGUUUACUCAUACCUAUAUUACUUAAAUCUUACGUUUGUUUUGAAUAAUCGAAUUAACUUGUUAACUUCGGUCUUUUAAAGACUCAUUCGUAGCUCGAGUCUUUGGAAUGAUUCGAAACUGGAUGGGUCCAAGAUGGCGGUUUAAUUUGGUUUACCGAUGGCAGUAGGUACGGGGAGGGGGGCGGGGGGGGGGGGGGGGGGGGAGGGGUUGACAUAACAUAAUGACUGGUCUCGGCCAGGCUGGACCUUGCUAUAUGGAUUCUGCUGGAAAACAAUCUCUUCUGUGUUUAAGUUAAUGUAACUCCAGUUUAAAAAUAUGCCAAGGAUUUCAGAUGCUGUAAAUAUGAUCCUGUUGUCUUGUUAUACGUUUGCACAACUGAUAAUCAGAGAUGUGUCCGUUGGUGGGAAGGUAUUCAUUUUUUAUUUUCAGGUCAUUUUCUGAUCACUGAUGUCGUCACUCCAUUGAUUUCUAGUCGUACGGUGGCCCACCGAAGCGUUGCAUGCAGUUACACCACCGGGACAGCAGAGGGACCCUGCGUCCACCAUUGUGCUAAAUUCAAUUUGCGUUUCUUCUCAGGGUCCGUCUGGUAAAAUAAUGCAAAACUUGACCGCAAUGUUAUUUUUUUUUUACAUUUUAAUUUGGGUUACUUAUUAAUCUAUAUCUAAUUUAUCUAAUUUGACAUAUAACAUCAAUAGGGUUUUGUAUAUUUGAAACGUAUCGCAACGCACUCUUGUUUUUCUUUGAUAAAGUAGAGAAGUUCCUUUGUAUUGGACUGUAUGAAUUUCAGUCAAUAACCAACAUUUAUGAUGGCACAUUUUACUAUGGAUUUGACUUACAAUAAAUAAUAUUUUUUGUCGCAGAAAACUGAUUAUUUCUUAGGUUGCUUUUAUUGUGAAAAGCUAAUCUUUUUGGCGGAUACAGAAGGUGGUCUACCUACUCUUCGUGUUUAUAGAUUUUACAGGUCUUUGAGGUGGAUAACUCUGAAAAGGCUGUGCUCCUUUACCGUGUGAACCAAAUAAAAACAUUUGAGAAAGAGUUUCAAA
Molecule: messenger RNA, 2497 nt
Organism: Gadus morhua (Atlantic cod)
Lineage: Eukaryota; Metazoa; Chordata; Actinopteri; Gadiformes; Gadidae
Gene: tmx1
Product: thioredoxin-related transmembrane protein 1
Exons: 8
Coding region: 85-1056 (323 amino acids)
Cellular component (GO): endomembrane system
Molecular function (GO): disulfide oxidoreductase activity
Source: RefSeq, a predicted model, not a curated record